Spizellomyces punctatus DAOM BR117 is the source of this 1766-nucleotide messenger RNA. RefSeq lists its product as uncharacterized. The transcript is spliced from 7 exons. Gene Ontology annotation, molecular function: protein binding. Lineage: Eukaryota; Fungi; Chytridiomycota; Chytridiomycetes; Spizellomycetales; Spizellomycetaceae. Gene Ontology annotation, biological process: inner dynein arm assembly; outer dynein arm assembly; cilium movement. The record is from RefSeq and is a predicted model, not a curated record. Bases 21 to 1406 code for a protein of 461 amino acids.
AGUCCCCGUUCGUUAACAGUAUGCCGAUUAUUGUUCGCGACUACACUUGGACGCAAACUUCUUCAUGCGUCUACAUAACUGUUCCUUUGAGGGGAGCAAACCCAAAAAAGGCGGAUGUAUACGUGAACGAUGCGUAUCUGAAAAUCAACUUUCCCCCUUAUUUGUUUGAGCUGGACUUAUUUGACCAAAUUGACACUGACAAAGCUGUAGUCUCCGUUGGAAAUGGGUGCACGAAAUUUGAGCUGCCAAAGUUAAUAGAGCAGACAUGGGAAAAUCUAUCCUAUCCAAAGGAUUCAGCAAUACCCAUCAAAACCCGCCGUGAGGAGGCCGACCUCCGGUUUCGCCAAAAAGCGGAGGAGGCGCGGCAACGUAAAGCAGCGGAAAGGAGACAGGAAGAGCAGUUGCUUAUUCAGAAGCAGAUUGAAGUUGAAAGAGCUGAGAGGGAGCGCCUAGCAUCCUUAAAGGAAGCGGAGAAGAGACAGGCUGAGGAAGGCCUGAACAAAUGGAUGGAACAAACGAAGCUACAAAAUGCAAAUCGAGAGAGGGAAGAUGUCACCCGCAGGAAAGGGAAGGGAAAGAUAGAAGAGUCUGGGAUCGUUGAAAUAUUUGACAAAGAUGAUGGAUAUAUCUCAGACGAUUCUGUCAUGGACAAGAGGCAUGAAAAUGAAUCGACAUCCGCUGAAUGUAAAGCUUCGGUGGAAACAAAAUCGUGCAAGGAGACUGAAGAUCUGGAUGACUUGGACGAUGAAUCAGGUCUAGAUAUGGAGGAAAUCAGGGCUAAAGUUCAGGCUCAACUAAAACAACAAAGGGUUCCACCUCCACGAGGCGCCAAUCAAGAGAUCCAUAUUACGUUCACAUCGCGAGGACUAAUCCCCACCAAAACCGCGCGAGAAAGUGAAGAUGUCAAAUGGCGAACCCGCAUCAAAGCUAUGCAGGAUGAGCAUAGGCGAAAGGCAGAUAUUUCAGAUGCAAGGAGCAUCGAAGAGUCCAAUCCAACUUUCCUCAAGGACAAAGGCAACAGUUUCUAUCGUUCUGGAAACUAUGCUGCCGCUGUCAACGCGUAUACAGCAGCACUGGACAUUGACCCGAGCAAUUUCACUUGCUUAUCGAAUCGGGCAGCAUGUCACCUCCAACUCAAUGCUUAUGACGCUUGCGUACAAGAUUGUACCACCGCUUUAUCAUUACUUUCGAAGGAAGAGGAAGCGAUUCGCGAGGAAACAGUCGAAGACGUUCAUGCUGAUGACAGACGAAAAUCAAGGGUCAAAAUGCUUGUCCGCAUAGGAACCGCUAAAGUGAGAUCAGGGGAACUAAAAGCGGGCCUAGAAGAGUACCAGAGAGCUUUGCAGCUCGAUCCAAGAAAUGAGAUGCUGCAAAGAGAUGUGGAAAAUCUUAUGCAAUCGAUCUGAAAACAUUUCGAACGGCUGUGAUAGUUUCCCCCCACAAACAAAAUGCGCGAUCCUAUAUUCUUCGCCAGAUAAUUACUCAAAAGGUCAUAAGGUCACUCGCUCAACACAGCCGCCCGCCCACGCAUUGCGAAUUCAAUCUGUGUAUCCUUUAUUGAUGCCAAAUAUGCGGACUUUGUGCAUCGAUGGCAGUUUUGCCACGAGCACCACAAGUAAUGACGCCAAGUUGAUCAUAAAUGUAGGAAAGUCGUAAUGUGUGUAGUGUGUACUUAGUAGGAACCUGUAAAAGAUGCGUUAAAUUUCUUGUUGGCGAUGCAAAGCUGUAAACGAUUGCAAACAUACAGUAUUAUGGGUAAUGCGGUA